AUGCCAGUCCAAAUUGAUACUAUAAACGAAGGAGAUGGUACCAAUUUUCCAAAAAAUGGACAAAAAGUUUCUUGCCAUUAUAUUCUGAAAUUAGAAAAUGGACAACAAAUUGAUUCUUCUCGUGAUCGUGGACGUCCUUUUGAGUUUACAAUUGGAAAAGGAGAAGUUAUUAAAGGAUGGGAUGAGGGUGUUGCUAAGGUUUGUUUGUUUACAUUUUAA
This is a messenger RNA of Meloidogyne enterolobii, 219 nucleotides long. The record is from the annotation of a GenBank genome assembly. NCBI's taxonomy places the organism in Eukaryota, Metazoa, Nematoda, Chromadorea, Rhabditida, Meloidogynidae.